Neoarthrinium moseri is the source of this 2430-nucleotide messenger RNA. RefSeq lists its product as uncharacterized. Gene Ontology annotation, biological process: regulation of DNA-templated transcription. NCBI's taxonomy places the organism in Eukaryota, Fungi, Ascomycota, Sordariomycetes, Amphisphaeriales, Apiosporaceae. Gene Ontology annotation, molecular function: DNA-binding transcription factor activity, RNA polymerase II-specific; zinc ion binding. The transcript is spliced from 2 exons. Bases 1 to 2430 code for a protein of 809 amino acids. The record is from RefSeq and is a predicted model, not a curated record.
AUGUCGGCGCCCGACGACCUUCAGCCCUCCUAUCCCGACCCCGGCCUGGUCGCUGCUGACACCGACGCGCAACAACAACAUCAACAGCAGCAGCAGCAGCAGCAGCAGCUGGAGCAGGACCAGGUCGCCCAGCUUGCCGACGACCAGCAUCAGCACCAGCAGCACCAGCAAUCUCACCAUCCCUCGCAGCUCCCGCCCGACCACGAGCACGACCACCAGCAACACCACCACCAUCAUCAUCAUCACCAUGACCAACAGCAUCUUGACCAGCAGCAGCAGCAGCAGCAAGGAGACGAGGACCCGUCCCUGCAGUAUGAUGGCAUCCCGUCGCUGGCUGCCGCCACCGCCGUCGCCCACCAUGGCCUGCAGGCCUUAGAAGCUGCCACCGCCGCCCUGCCCGGCGAGCCCAACGCCCUCGUCCAACAGUAUGCCCAGUCGGCCUCCAUGCAUGUGGCCGACGACCAGCAGCAGUAUGCCCCCGUCGUCGCCCAGCACCAGCAUCCGCACCAGCAGCAGCACCAGCAGUCCAUGAUCAAUGGCGCAUCCCCUUCGCCGGCCACCCCUACGAAUCAGCAGAAGGUCACCAGGCUGCGACGCGCCUGUGAUAUGUGCAGCCAGCGCAAGGUCAAGUGCGACGAGAGCGGCCCGCCCUGCAAGCCAUGUCGCGACCUCCACGUCGAGUGCACCUUCUCGCGCGAGAUGAAGCGCCGCGGCCCCCCGAACAAGCACGCCGAAGCGGCCAAGGCGGCCAAGCGAGCACGACUGGAACAGGGUCUGGAGACCGGCCUCUCGCCCACUCCCCAGCACGCCGCCGAGGCCCUGGUCUCCAUCGGGGGCAGCAGCUUCUUGGACGCCGAGACCAUUGCCCCCUGGCCCGUCUUGUCCCUCCUCAUAGACGACUUCUUCACCUACAUCCACCCGCUCAUGCCCUUCCCCCACGAGCCUACCUUCCGCCAGGCCUUCAACGCCCGCACCGACAGAACGAGCCGCGAGUUCCUCGCCCUCCUCGCCAGUAUGAUCGGCGCCCUGGUCGCCUCCUUCCCGCGGAGCGCCAGGGCUCAGCUCAAGUCCAGCCACAGCACGACCCUCUUCCCGACCGCCGUCACCAUGAUCGAGCGUUGUCGCCUGGUUGCCAUGGAUGCGCGAGGGUGCACGUACAUGGCCAAGGACGAGUUGACGGUCGACGAUGCCGCCACGAGCUACUUCUUGGCCAUCGCCGCUGCGUACACGCUGCAGUGGAAGCCCUGCAAGAGAUACAUGGCCGAGACAAUGACCUUCUGCCGAGAGCUCUCGGCACAGCGCCGCGCCGAGGCUCCUUCCAACAUCGCCGAGAUUGCUGCCGCCCUCACCGGGGCCAACAAACCCGUCGAUCAUGUGCGGGAUCAGAUCAGCAAGCGCAUCUUCUGGGUGGUGGUCGCUGGCCUCAGGUCCAUGACACAGCUGGGCACUUCAAUCAAUGAGAUCCCCCUGCCCCCCCCUACGAAUCAGGAGCCCUACCCGGACCUGCCCGUCGAGGUCGACGAUGAGUACAUCUACGCAGACCAGAUCCUAGCGCAGCCUGCAGGCACCCCGUCCUUGAUCACCGGCUUCAACCACAACGUAAACACGUACAUGGCCAUGAACGAGCUCGUGGGCGUCGACAUGUGCUAUGGCAUCAACUUUUUCGAGUGGUCUGCACAGAAGUCCAUGCUCAGCAAUGCCUUGUCGUCGACAAAGGCUCAUCUAGGACGGCUGCCCGACUCCCUGCAGGUCAAGGUCGACCUCGGCCAGAUCGAAAACGGCGGUGGAGCUGUCGCUGACGAUCCUGCUUUGCAGUACUGCCCGCCCGCAUUCCCCGACACCCAACCCGUCAACGACGUGCGGCACACUCUGGCUGAGGACCCGCUCAGGCGGCGACGACUGCAGCUGGAGAUACAAAAGGCCAACAUCUACGCAUCGCAGCUUGCGACGCGCUCCUACUUUGUGGAGCGUUACCUCAACCUGCGCGAUUCCCAUCGAGGACAGGCGGCUCUAGCAGAGGACGGCGAGGCCAAGGCUGACGGCGACGACGUCAAGGAUGAGAUAGACGAGAUGGUCUACCAGGAGCGGGAGGACAUCGUGGAGAACCUCCUGACGGUUCUGACAUCCAUCACGCAGCGCAAUAUGGAGCCGAACGGUGUUUCCCUGGUCAACAAGAUCCGACAGAUCGCGAGUACCCUGUUGAAUGAUGCCCCUGAGCGCAAGGGGCCCGUGGCCAUGAAGGCUGAAGAAUAUCUCCACAAGUUUCUCGAGAUUCUGAUGAAGCUUGAGAGAACCGGUGCCAGUACGGCAACCGGAACAGGGCACAUGACCCCUCAAGACGAGGAACAGGAGUUGCAACACUGGGCAAGUCUACGAGACUACCAGAUCCAGUUUGUUGCCAACGGUGGUUUUCUAGGGUCAGACUACUGA